Trichobilharzia regenti is the source of this 1844-nucleotide messenger RNA. The record is from the annotation of a GenBank genome assembly. NCBI's taxonomy places the organism in Eukaryota, Metazoa, Platyhelminthes, Trematoda, Strigeidida, Schistosomatidae.
AUAACGAUGUUGUUACGGUUUUACCGUAGUGUAGUUGAAUGUCUUACUGGAGACAAUACCACUGCAGGAUGUUUUUCUGUCUUUGGUGCAUAUCUGAUACAUCUCACCUACGGAUAUCUGUAUUCAUUAAGUAAGUAUAUCUACAGUCGGUCUUUCUUUCUUCACACUAGCAAACAUGGUGCCAUAUAUAAUGGGAUAUUUAAAAACUUACAGAGAGCCAACGAUUUCGAUACAGACUUCCGUAUGGUUUUCAGGAAUAUCUUUGCCUUAUUUGGACUCUGUAUGCCAGUUGGAGGUGUUUUGUCGUGUAGGAUUGGAUAUCGACCAGUUGUAGCUGUCAGCUGCUUUUUGCUGAGUGGUGGUGUUCUGCUAACUUAUUUUACAAUCCAGAAAGUAUAUGUCGGAGUCCUUAUGACCUAUUCUUUUCUGUUUGGAACCGGUGUCGGUCUAGGAUUCUCCGUUACUUUGGCUGUUGCUGCAACGUGGUUUCCUGAACAAAGAGGAUUGGUUGUUGGGCUUGUAGUCAGUGGUUACGGAAUGGGAUCCCUAGUAUUCGGUCCUAUUCAAACUGCUCUUAUAAAUCCGCAUAACGUGCGUGUAAACAAUGUGACAAGACAAUUCGACAACAAGGAAAUGCUUGAUCGAUUACCUGAUGCGUUUCUUAUCCUGGGAGGUAUCCUUCUCGCCACACAGAUAAUUGGUUUUAUAUUUCUUCGUCCAAAGCCCAAGAUAGAAGCCGUGGAAGAUACAAAAGAAACUGCAAGUGAGAAAAGUUCUGCAAAGUAUGAAACCGAAGAUGAUGAAGUACAAAUAUACGGUUGUUAUCCAGACUCACUAGACGUUACACCAGCCCAACUUUUUCGCCAUAUUGAUUUUUACCUGCUAUGGUUCAUUGAAUUGUGCAACAGUGUAAUGCUGACAGUCGUAACGUCUGCUUAUAAAUUGUUCGGUCAAACCUUUAUCAGUGAUGACCAAUAUUUGACGGCAGCAGUUACAGUAGCCGCUGUUUUCAACGCUCUUGGUCGUAUUUUGUGGGGAUCAGCUGUAGAUCGGUUUUCGUAUAAGAUUCCUCUCCUCAUAAUCAGUUUGACAUGGGCAAUCCUUCUCUUAUCUUUCCCCUUCAUUAGUACAGCAAGUGAAUUUACGGCAAAAGCACUUUUUUGCUUUUAUGGUAUUGGAAAUUUCCUUUUCCUGAGUAGUAUAUCAACAAUUGCACCUGCAACUGUGGGAUCAAUGUUUGGAUGCAAACAUAUGGCUGUAAAUUAUGGGAUAUUAGCCUCCGCACGAACAAUUGGAUGUCCUCUUUGCGCAUUCGUUCUUACUUACAUCAUAACAAAAGAUCCAUAUUUGCUUCAAUUUACGGUAUGUGGGUGUUCAAGCUUAAUAGCCUUUUUCCUCACCCUGUGGAUUGAUGACCACAAGAUACCUCAACGGCUAAACUGUUGUUCACCUUGCAGUAGAACAUGUCAAACUUUACGAAUUCAAAGAAGCUAAUUACGCUCCAAGCAAUAUAACAACUUUUAGAAGGUUAAAUUACAACCAUACUGCUUUCAUGAUUAUAUGAAAUACUGCAUAAUUAUAUCAUUUCCUUAUUUAUCACCAUUGUUUAUUUAUACACGAAUACAUGAGUUGAUACGAUCCUAACAUAUUUAAAGAAUAACUUAUCCUUCUUCAGAUUCUUUUGAAUAUACUUUGAUCAAUAAAGCUUGUUAUCGGUAAUCAACUUUUUAACUUGCGACUACCGUAGUGGUGCAUUUGGCGGGAUAUUAUUAUGCACAGUGCGUAAAUUUGUUAAAUACUCUAGUAAGUCAGGCUGGAUGCUACAACUUAGUUUGAAUUUUCCU